Messenger RNA from Xenopus laevis (African clawed frog), 5437 nucleotides. RefSeq names its product calcium-dependent secretion activator 1-like (gene cadps.S). Gene Ontology annotation, biological process: positive regulation of exocytosis; dense core granule exocytosis; synaptic vesicle exocytosis. Gene Ontology annotation, cellular component: cytoplasmic vesicle membrane; presynapse; glutamatergic synapse. The record is from RefSeq and is a predicted model, not a curated record. Lineage: Eukaryota; Metazoa; Chordata; Amphibia; Anura; Pipidae. The coding region runs from base 366 to 4439 and encodes 1357 amino acids. The transcript has 33 exons.
CAGCAGGAGGAGGAGGAGACAGAGGAGGAGACGCAGCAUCUGCCGCUCCUGGGCGACUUUUAUCCAUUGGACCGUGUGUCCUUCGCCCGGCAGUGAAAGUGCAGCAGGCGGAUCCCCCUCAGCAGCGGGGAGGAGAGAGUUAAAUCGAUAAACACGUAAUCGCUCUGCCUCUUCUGCAACAACAGAUCGCAGCGGCCGCGCGUCGCUUUCCCUUUACAUCGCGUGUUGCGAUUUAUUUCCUCAUACAAAAGAGAUUUUUCUUUCCUGUUUUUAUCCCACUGGCAGAGGACAACAAGGCUGGAAGGUGAUCUUUCUAGAGCAGCCCCUGGAUCUAUCAGCCGACCCCGCUGUGCUUUGUAGCCAACAUGUUGGACCCGUCUUCCAGCGAGGAGGAGGCGGAGGAGGUCGUGGAGGAGCCUGAAAUCAAAGAGAGUCAGGCCCCGACCACCGGGACUCGCCUCUCCCCCAGUCGGACCAGCGAGAGCUCAGGGGGGCUACAGCCCAGUAGUCGCAGCAGCAGCAGUGUCCGACCCUCCAGCCCCAGCCCCUCGGUGGUGAGUGAGAAGGAGAAGGAAGAGCUGGAGAAGCUGCAGAAGGAGGAAGAGGAGAGGAAGAGGAAGCUUCAGCUCUAUGUGUUUGUCAUGAGGUGCAUCGCCUACCCCUUCAAUGCCAAACAACCUACCGACAUGGCCAGGAGGCAACAGAAGAUAAGUAAACAGCAACUUCAGAUGGUCAAGGAUCGUUUUCAGGCCUUCUUCAAUGGCGAAACCCAAAUUGUGGCCGAUGAAGCUUUUAUGAAUGCCGUGCAAAGCUACUAUGAGGUCUUUCUCAAGAGUGAUCGUGUGGCCAGAAUGGUGCAAAGUGGAGGCUGCUCCGCCAACGACUCUCGGGAAGUGUUUAAAAAGCAUAUAGAAAAGAGGGUGCGCAGCCUCCCCGAGAUUGACGGCCUCAGCAAAGAGACUGUUCUGAGUUCCUGGAUGGCUAAGUUUGAUGCUAUUUACCGCGGGGAGGAAGAUCCCCGCAAACAGCAGGCGCGGAUGACGGCGAGCGCAGCGUCUGAACUCAUCCUUAGCAAAGAGCAGCUCUACGAAAUGUUUCAACAGAUCCUGGGAAUUAAAAAAUUUGAGCAUCAGCUUCUGUACAACGCAUGCCAGCUGGAUAACCCCGAUGAGCAAGCUGCCCAGAUAAGACGUGAAUUAGAUGGCCGCCUUCAGAUGGCAGAUCAGAUUGCAAGGGAGCGCAAGUUUACAAAAUUUGUCUCCAAAGAAAUGGAGAACAUGUGCAUUGAGGAGCUCAAGUCUUCUGUGAAUCUACUCAUGGCGAAUUUGGAGAGCAUGCCCGUGUCUAAAGGAGGGUCAGAAUUUAAACUGCAGAAGCUGAAGCGCAGUCACAAUACGUCAAUUAUAGACAUGGGCGAAGAAAAUGAGAACCAGCUGUCUAAAUCUGACGUUGUCCUCUCUUUCAGUUUAGAGAUUGUAAUAAUGGAAGUCCAAGGAUUAAAAUCGUUGGCCCCAAAUCGCAUCGUUUAUUGUACUAUGGAAGUUGAAGGGGGUGAAAAACUUCAAACUGACCAAGCUGAAGCCUCCAAACCCAUGUGGGGAACACAAGGUGACUUCUCGACCACCCAUGCGUUACCUGCAGUCAAAGUGAAGCUCUUUACAGAAAGCACUGGAGUUUUGGCUUUGGAAGAUAAAGAACUUGGACGGGUUGUUCUUCACCCUACACCGAAUAGCCCCAAACAAUCAGAAUGGCACAAAAUGACAGUAUCCAAAAAUUGUCCAGAUCACGAUUUGAAAAUUAAAUUAGCAGUUCGAAUGGAUAAACCACAGAACAUGAAGCACUGUGGGUAUCUGUGGGUAAUUGGUAAAAAUGUCUGGAAGAGAUGGAAGAAAAGAUUCUUUGUUCUUGUGCAGGUUAGCCAAUACACUUUUGCCGUGUGCAGUUUCAGAGAGAAAAAAGCAGAACCUCAGGAGCUUCUUCAGCUGGAUGGAUACACUGUGGAUUACACUGACCCACAGCCAGGUUUGGAAGGUGGCAGGUCAUUUUUCAACGCAGUCAAGGAAGGAGACACUGUGAUCUUCGCAAGUGACGAUGAACAAGAUCGGAUCUUAUGGGUUCAAGCAAUGUACAGAGCAACUGGCCAAUCUCACAAGCCUGUGCCUCCAACCCAAGUUCAAAAGCUAAAUGCAAAAGGAGGCAACGUACCACAGCUUGAUGCUCCAAUAUCCCAAUUUUCUGGACUGAAGGAUGCUGAUAGGGCACAAAAACAUGGCAUGGAUGAAUUUAUCUCCUCCAAUCCGUGUAACUUUGACCACGCCACCCUAUUUGAGAUGGUUCAGCGACUUACACUGGAUCACAGACUCAAUGAUUCAUACUCAUGUCUGGGUUGGUUCAGUCCAGGUCAAGUCUUCGUACUUGAUGAAUAUUGUGCAAGAUAUGGAGUCCGUGGCUGCCAUAGGCAUUUGUGUUACCUAGCCGAUUUACUGGAACGAGCAGAGAAUGGGUCAAUGGUUGACCCAACCUUACUUCACUAUAGUUUUGCCUUCUGCGCAUCCCAUGUACAUGGCAACAGGCCUGAUGGCAUCGGAACUGUAACGGUGGAAGAAAAAGAGCGGUUUGAAGAGAUCAAAGAACGGCUUCAUGUGCUUUUGGAGAAUCAGAUCACACAUUUUAGGUACUGCUUUCCAUUUGGCCGACCAGAAGGUGCUUUGAAAGCCACUCUGUCAUUGCUGGAAAGGGUUUUAAUGAAAGACAUAGUAACGCCUGUCCCUCAAGAAGAUGUGAAAAAUGUUAUCCGUAAUUGCUUAGAACAAGCAGCCUUAGUUAACUACACAAGAUUAUCUGAAUAUGCCAAAAUCGAAGGGAAAAAGAGAGAAAUGUAUGAACAUCCUGUCUUCUGCUUGGCCUCCCAAGUGAUGGAUUUAACCAUUCAGAAUCAAAAGGAUGCAGAAAAUGUAGGCCGGUUGAUAACGCCUGCCAAAAAGCUUGAAGAUACAAUACGGCUCGCAGAACUUGUCAUUGAAGUUCUACAGCAGAAUGAGGAGCACCAUGCAGAGGGGAAAGAGGCAUUUGCUUGGUGGUCAGACUUGAUGGUAGAACAUGCGGAGACAUUCCUUUCGCUUUUCGCAGUGGAUAUGGAUGCUGCUUUAGAGGUGCAACCACCAGACAGCUGGGAAAGCUUCCCUCUAUUUCAGCUAAUAAAUGAUUUCCUCCGGAGUGACUAUAAUUUAUGCAAUGGAAAAUUCCACAAACACCUUCAAGAUCUCUUUGCUCCACUCGUUGUGAGAUACGUUGACCUCAUGGAGUCAUCAAUCGCACAAUCAAUUCACAGGGGCUUUGAGCGUGAAUCGUGGGAACCAGUAAAGAGUUUAACAAGUAAUCUACCCAAUGUGAAUCUACCAAAUGUGAAUCUCCCUAAAGUACCAGUUACCUUACCAGUUAACCUCCCACAAAUGCCUAGUUUUUCUGCACCGUCAUGGAUGGCAGCUAUAUAUGAUUCGGACAAUGGAUCAGGAACUUCAGAAGAUCUGUUUUGGAAGCUGGACGCUCUACAAACAUUCAUUCGAGAUCUUCAUUGGCCUGAGGAGGAAUUUGGAAAUCACCUAGAUCAACGCCUUAAACUUAUGGCUAGUGAUAUGAUAGAGUCAUGUGUCAAACGAACUAGAAUUGCAUUUGAAGUCAAGCUGCAGAAAACCAGCCGAUCGACAGACUUCCGAGUACCACAAUCAAUAUGCACCAUGUUUAAUGUUAUGGUUGAUGCCAAAGCUCAGUCAAUGAAACUUUGUAGCAUGGAAAUGGGCCAAGAGCACCAAUAUCACUCGAAAAUCGAUGAGCUAAUUGAAGAAACAGUUAAAGAGAUGAUCACACUCUUAGUGGCAAAGUUUGUCACUAUUCUAGAAGGAGUUCUGUCUAAACUCUCCAGAUAUGAUGAAGGGACAUUAUUUUCCUCAUUCCUGUCAUUUACUGUGAAAGCAGCUUCCAAGUAUGUGGAUGUACCAAAACCUGGAAUGGACGUUGCCGAUGCCUACGUGACAUUUGUACGCCACUCUCAGGAUGUCCUGCGCGAUAAGGUCAAUGAGGAGAUAUAUAUAGAAAGGUUAUUUGAUAAAAGGCUGGAUGGUAAUAGUUCUGUCAUGUACCUGAGAAUAUUUGAGCAAUGGUAUACCAGCACAGUGAAUGUUAUUUGUACUUGGCUGACCGAUCGCAUGGACCUGCAACUUCACAUUUAUCAGCUGAAAACCCUUAUUAGGAUUGUCAAGAAAACCUACCGUGACUUUCGAUUGCAAGGUGUGUUGGACUCCACUUUAAACACCAAGACCUACGACACAAUUAGAAACCGACUUACCGUAGAAGAAGCCACAGCGUCUGUCAGUGAGGGAGGAGGCCUUCAAGGAAUCACAAUGAAGGACAGCGAUGAAGAGGACGAAGAUGAUGAUUAAGUAUUUUGGUUUAGAGUCUCACUUGGAUGUAGCCUGGUACCCAUUGCAUGUCUGUUCUUCAUUAGUCACAUUAGAAAAUGUUCUGGCAGCUCUAAACACCCAUAACAGUUUUCUCAAUAUGAUUUCCAUCCUAGCUGUGUGUUACUCAAACAAGCACCUACAUCUGGUCCAUGGGUUUCCUGUCUUCAAAUCUGUAUGUUCAUAUGCAAUAUCCAGCACCCUUGUUUAAUACUGUUAAUUGAAAUAUAUAGGAACUAUGCUAGGUUUGCCCCAGUCAUCAGCAGAAAUUACCCAAUGCUUCAUUACUGUAAUGUACAUACGUCGAUGAUUAAUUGUUGUGAAAAUGAGUGACUAGUUCUCUUUCAUUUCUUUGGCGUGGAUUUAAAACUGCUCAAAUGAAUGAAAAACAAAGAAAACAAACAAAGGUGUUCUUAGAGUAAGGCUACACCCAAAAAGGGGCAGUCGAUGUGAUUAGUUUGAAGCCGAGAUUCAACCCACCCGGAAACCUUGUUUGUCAAUCAUAGACUUUUACUUGAACAUUCUGCCGGUUACAUUGAGGUCACAUGCUCAACGCGUUAGUAUUCGGAUUCUGCCACCUUGUUUCUAAUCGAGCAAGUCGCAAAAACCAUUUUAUGUUGGAGUCUUCUCUUUCAAUGUUACAUUUUAUUUAGGUUUUAAUAAAAAGUGUAUGUAAAAAUUAAAUUUAAUAACAAAAUCUUAGACUAUAAACUGUGUUUAUAAGAAUAUAUAAUACUUAUUUCCGUAGAUUGUAACCUCGAUUUACAUUAAUUUGUGUUUCACAAUUGUUUUUAUAUCUGCCAUGUACAUUGCAUUUUAACCAGUAAAACUGCAUGGCACCCGGGGUCCCUCAAGAAGCUUUUUUUUUUUCCUUUGGUGUAAAAUAGUGGAUCCAUGUUGCUUUUGCCUUACUAAAGCCUACAGUUGUAAAAGUGUGAGGACUGUGGCUUCUCAAUAAAUAACUAUUCAGAUGUCCAAGA